This is a messenger RNA of Aspergillus versicolor CBS 583.65, 3729 nucleotides long. Its product is annotated as putative leucine permease transcriptional regulator (SAC3). Lineage: Eukaryota; Fungi; Ascomycota; Eurotiomycetes; Eurotiales; Aspergillaceae. The record is from RefSeq and is a predicted model, not a curated record. Gene Ontology annotation, biological process: mRNA export from nucleus. Bases 1 to 3729 code for a protein of 1242 amino acids. The transcript has 6 exons. Gene Ontology annotation, cellular component: transcription export complex 2; cytoplasm; nucleus.
AUGGCCAGUCCGGCAAACCCUUUCGCCGCGCUUCACCAGACGGACGGAGCAGCGAGCUCAACGGCACGCGGACGUGGAGGACCAUUUCGAGGAGCGACGUCCUUCCAGCCUAGGGGGGCGUCCGCUUUCCAGCCUAGAGGCGGUAGCUCCAAUGUUCCACGGGACCCCAACAUCCGGGGUAGAGGCCGAGGUCGCGGAGCUCCUGCAACAAGAGCUGGUCGAGGAAGUGCAAGAGGUGCCGGCGCGGCAAGUAAGACAUGGCGCGCUAAUAAGCCAGAACAACAAACAGCGUCUGCACAAUCUACAUUUUCGCCUUUCGCGCAGCUGAAGCAGACCCAACCUUCUGCAUCUCCUGCUACACCGCCGACCCCACAACAGCAACAGAAACCGACUUUUUCGGGCUUUGGACGCGGAUCGCCGUCACCGUUUGGGGCACCGUCAACUAAUGGCGGCACUUCUGUUAAUGCUACGAGGGACCCCCGAAAGCGACCUACCACCCAGCCGACAAAUGGAGCCGCUGAAAACUCCGUCCCUGUAGAGGACACCUCCGCUACGGGUAGCUACGGCGACCGAUAUGAGCAGCUCAAAAUCGACCGUGCUAGGCAACGGGAGAAGGCCAUCAAGGCCGGGCAGAUGGCCGAUCCAAACCAGCCGAUGUCGCUAAAUAAGGCCAUUACACCCGUUGGUACCUGUACAAGCAUGUGCCCUGAGUUUGAACGCGUCGAGCGCAUAGUUCAGAAGAUGGUUGAUAAGAGUGAAAAGUACCUCCAUCCUUCGACCAAUACGCUGCAGAAUAUGGAGGCGAAGAUGCUCAAGCGAUUCAGACGGUCCGCUGCAGGAUACGAUGAGCAGCUCCCUUCUGACAUUCGAACACCUGGGACCCUUCUUCAAUCAAUGAACUACUUAACACGGCACGUUAUCGGCGGGCCGGAACCAUUGGGGAUAAUUCACAAAUUCGUUUGGGACCGAACGCGAUCAAUACGAAAUGAUUUCUCAGUACAACAAGUAACUCAAGAAGAAGACGUCAAAGUCGCUGUCACAUGCCUUGAGAGAAUUGCUAGAUUCCAUAUCAUGUCUCUUCAUUUGCUUUCGAGCCCCGCGAAUGAAGAGCCGUUUGAUCGACACCAGGAACGCGAACAGCUGAAUAACACGAUGCUCUCGUUGAUGUAUUACUAUGAUGACAACAGAGGUCGGAUCUCGUUUCCUAACGAGGACGAGUUCCGCGCUUACUAUAUCCUCUUUUCGAUCCACGAUCAGCGACCCGACUUGGAAGCUCGUGUCCAGAAAUGGCCGGCCGAGUUGAGAAACGCGCCGCGUGUUCGAGUAGCGCUGGAGCUCUUCGCUGCAGCUCAAAACACCUGGGAGUAUCAGGGUACUCUUGACGCCAAACGGCCCAAUGCGAUUGCCCAGGGUUUUUAUUCACGCUUCUUCAGCCUAGUCAACUCCCCCGCCGUGUCAUAUCUUAUGGCCUGCGUGGCGGAGAUUUACUUCAACCACAUGCGUCAGACAGCCAUCCGUUCCAUCUGGAAGGCAUACUGCCGCUACCCAUCUUCCCAACAGCAUAAGAAUGAAGAGUGGACUGUUGACGAGUUGACGAAUAUUCUGUGCUUUGACGACGACGAUCAGACGAUACAAUUUUGUGAAGAGCAGGGCCUAGAGUUGGCUGAAAAUGCCAAUGGCGAGCUGUACCUCAAUUGGGGGAGCCGCCCUGUUGACGCUGUCGCCUUCCAGCCGUCCUCUGAUCACUCCUUCUCCGAGGAAUACGUCGAGUCAAAACGUGUAGGCAGAAACUUGGUCGCUAUUGUUCUUGGAGUAAACGUCCAAGAAGCUGCGACUUUAGGAAUGGUAGACAGAUCUCUCCUCCUCGAGCGCGAUUCUGGUCUUACCCCCACUGGGCAGAUGGCCAUCGAUAACAAUGACUCUCUUUUUGUGAGCGAAGACGACAACGAAGUUUCUCCUACCGGUAUCUUCCAGCCCAAUGAGGGACCCGCGAGUACGAUAAAUGAGCAGCCGCCCACCUCUGGCUCUCCGUCUGCAUUUGGGGGCAUAUCGGAACCUACUGCUGCGGGCGUGCAAAGCCCUACCACGGGAGUCUCCUUUCCCAAUCCCAGCGCAUCUCAGCCACCUGCCGCGCCCAAUCCAUUUGGGUCCCUCUUUGGGGUUAAUAAGUCAGAAGAAACUACGCCACCCCCGUCUCUCAAUCCUUUCGCGAAGCCGUUCUCCCCGUUCUCUACAUCUCAAGACGCUGAACCUAGUCAGCCGACGGCUACUCCUCCGAAACCGGCAAGCCCUGCUCAGCCGUCAGGUCUCUUUGCGAAUACAGGAACCCUUGCGCAAACAAAUCAGAGCGAAAAGGCACCUGCUACGUCGGCUGCCUCGCCUUUCUCAUUUCCGAGCGCGACCCAACCCCCGACAUCUCAAGCACCCUCAUCUAAUCCCUUCCAAAAUUUCCAAAAACCUACAAUCUCUGAUACCUCCCCAUUCAGCGCGCCGUCGCUAUUUAAUGCCAGGCCCGAUCAGCAUAGUGCCUCGACUGCUGGACAGUCCUCUACAAGUCUUUUCGAUACUGCCAAACCGAACCCCCCUCCUGAGGCUCCUAAACCUUUAUUCAGUUUCAGCAAGCCGGUACAACCGGCCCCCCAGGAACCUGAGACAAGUACGCCGCAAACCUCGCCGCCGCAACCCCCGGCGCAGCCAGAUCAGCCGACUCUCCCAUUUUCAUUAUCGUCUGACUCCGAGGAAGAGAAGAAAGGUAUCUCUAUAUUCUCAACUGUCAAAACGCCUCCGUUUGGCGUUUUCAAGCCUCCUUCUGCGAAAAUGAGCGUAGAUACGCCUCAGAGCCAGCCGGCCACUUCCACAAACGGAGAAACCUCAAGCUCGACAUUGUUCCCCCAACCGGCUGCCCCGUUAUCGAGCAAUGAAGUUCCAGCACAGCCGAUGUUCUCUAAACCAUCAGUUCCAGGUAGAGCAGAAGCGACAGCACCUUCCAAGCCUUUAAUUGAGGGCCAACACGAUAGUACCGAAAUAGAAACUCCAGAUGUUGAGAUUAUCAAUGAAGAACCAGCGUCUAAUGAAAACGAAGCAGAAGAAACUAGCAGGUCGGAUGAUUGGAUCGCUCAUUUGAUGGAAGCCGCUGAUAAACGACGGAACACUGUCUCGACACCAGCAAGUCGAAAACGGGUUUUGGAACAAGAAACCCCACCAACAGAAAAUGUCUUCAAGGCGCCGAAGGUGCCGAAAUCUGAACAGCCACCUCGGAAAUCCAUGGCCCUUUCUUCCCUAAAGCCUCUGCCGAAGCUCCCCAUCCUUGAACAAAUCGAGUCAAUGACUACCCGAAAACCCGCGGAACAAAAGGCAGAGCCCCCGAAGCCGAAUCGAGUUGACGAAGACGACCUUCUUCUUUCAGCCGCUCGUAUAGCUGCAGAGUCACUGAGAACCGGGCCGCGGCUUUUGGGUGGCGGCUCAGCACCAUAUGAAUCAUGGCGCUCCUCCUACAGCCCCCGCAGCAGUGUCGGAUCUUCAGGCGUAUUUUCCCGCAGCGUAUCUCCCCAACAAUCCGUUAUGAGCGGAUACGACGUUUCUCUUGCCCCUGAUGGCGAUCUUGGACUUGGGCGCAGCAUGUCCCGGACAGAGCAAAGAAUUAGAAUGACCGGGGGUAAAGGUCUAGCUUACAAACCCCUCAACUUCACACCGAGGAAACCAUCCUGGCACUCACCGCCGAGGAAGUAA